Culex pipiens pallens (northern house mosquito) is the source of this 1260-nucleotide messenger RNA. It is a transcript of the gene HemK1, whose product is annotated as MTRF1L release factor glutamine methyltransferase. Gene Ontology annotation, biological process: protein methylation. Gene Ontology annotation, molecular function: nucleic acid binding; protein methyltransferase activity. The coding region runs from base 188 to 1174 and encodes 328 amino acids. The record is from RefSeq and is a predicted model, not a curated record. Gene Ontology annotation, cellular component: mitochondrion. Lineage: Eukaryota; Metazoa; Arthropoda; Insecta; Diptera; Culicidae. The transcript is spliced from 2 exons.
GGGAUGUUUGUAAACAAAAUUGAUGUAAUUCGGUUCAGUUCCGAGAAAAAACGCAAUUCGAACGACAAUAAAAUAAUAUGAAAACCUCUUUCGAAACAGUUAUUAAUUAUUCAAGUGAAAUACAGUUACAAUAGAACAAAUUAAAAGUUAGUUUAAUAGUAAAAAUUAGUAUCUCAGAGUGCCCACAAUGCUUCUCUACCGUUCGAUAUCACGCCUCGCGCUGAAGGGCCAAUCCAACAUCAACGCACUAACCCGGUCAAACCUGUGCACAGAUGCGCUCAGUUCCAGCCCGGCAUCGGCCGUCUCCGUAAAGACCAUCCAGGAAAAGUGGACCAGCCGCUUCCAGACGGAAAAUGUCCCCGAGGCAACCACGUCGAUCACCAACAUCCUGGCCCAUGUACUGCAGCUGUCCUGCCUGGGCGAUGUGGACAAGAACAAGGACGCAGUACUGAGCGAUGCUCAGCUGGCCAAGAUCGAAGAACUGUGCGAGUGCCGGAUUGCGCGGAUGCCGGUGCAGUACAUAAUCCGCGAGUGGGACUUUCGGGAUAUGACGCUCAAGAUGGUCCCACCGGUGUUUAUCCCCCGGCCGGAAACGGAGGAACUAGUCGAGCUGAUCUUGCAGCAGAUUGAUAUGCAGAAGGAGUUUAGCUUUCUGGAGAUUGGAUGUGGCAGUGGAGCGAUUACGCUGUCGCUGCUGAAGCAGGUUCCUAAGGCAACGGCCAUCGCCCUCGACCAAAGCAAACUCGCCUGCGAGCUAACGCUGGAAAACGCCAAACGUUACGACUUCAGCAAAAAGCUGCGAAUAUUCAAGCAUAAGCUGGUGGACAACCUACCGGACGAGCUCGCGGGGCACCGAUUCGACAUGAUCGUGAGCAACCCGCCGUACGUUCCGUCCGGCCAGCUGCAACGGCUCGAUCCAGAGGUGAAAGUUUACGAGGACUUGCGAGCGUUGGACGGCGGACCGGACGGGCUAACGGUAAUCAAGGCAAUAUUGACCAUCGCCUCGGAUCACCUCGCCGACGAGGGCAUUUUGUGGCUCGAGGUCGACACGAGCCACCCUCCGUUGAUUGCUGGGUAUUUAGAGGAGCACGGCGAGCGGUUAGGACUGAAAUACGUUUCGUCCUACAAGGACUUGUUCCGAAAGGAGCGGUUCGUGGAGAUAGUCAAAGUUUAAAGCAAGCAAUGUAAACCAAAUGUAUUGUUAACCUGUUAGCAUUUUGAAAAACCUGAAAAAGACAUAAACGCUUCGAUUUCACCUUA